AUGGCCGACACGUUAGUUAUUGCCACGCGUGGGUCGACCGGCCUUUACUUGGGCAACGCAACCAAUCCGGCUAAAUUUCCGCCUGAUGACAAUCGACCCGCAAAAGAAAUCCCAUGUCGUGUCUUGGACUACAGCCACGAUGGCCGCUAUUUUCUCUUCUGUGACACCACCAGGACUAUGCUCGUUGAUCUGGAAUCAAACAAGCCAGUCGUUUCAUUGCCGCUCAAACGCACGAUGGUUGUCGCUUUCUCGCCAAAGGAUACGUACUUCAUGCUAUGGGAGCCCUAUGCCACUUAUGCAGGAGAUGCUGAGGAUAAGAAACCCGAUCCAAAUUUGAGAAUUUACCGCACCACCGAUGGGUCACAAGUAGCUAACUUCGUCGCUCAAAAACAGGCGACUUGGAAGCCGGUGUUCAGCGACGACGAAAAGAUUAUGGUGCGACAAGUUGGUGGCGAGCUUUUGGUUCACAACAGUGAUAAUUUGGAGCAUUUUGUCUUCAAAAAAGCUUUCCCGAAGUUUGAGACGUUUGCACUUUCACCGGGGUCUGGGCAAUUCAUUGCCAUUUUCACGCCACCACAAGGGGCUCAGGCCGCUUCCGUACAAAUUCGACGCGUCGAGGCAAAGUUUCCCGUCGUCAACACGAAGAAUUUCUUUAAUGGUGACAAGGCUAAUCUUAUUUGGAACAACAAAGGUACGGCUAUCUUGAUCCACGCCCAAGUAGAGGUCGACACAACCAACAAAUCGUACUACGGGCAAUCCUACGUGUAUCUGGCUAACAUUACAGGAGACUCCUGUCAAGUGACACUACCCAAGAACGGGCCCGUUUACGCUGUAAAAUGGAACCCAAAUAGCGUUGAAUUUGCUGUUUGCUAUGGAUAUAUGCCAUCAAAAGUCACAAUCUUUAACUUCCGCGGAGAACCCUUUUUCGAUAUGGUAGAAGGACCACGUAAUGAGAUCUACUACAACGUCUUUGGCAACAUUCUUCUUGUGUGCGGAUUUGGUAAUCUAGCGGUGGGACGAAUGGAGUUUUGGGAUACCGAAAAGCGAAAACUGAUCAUUUCGAUUGAUGUUCCAAAUACGACUUUCUUUCAAUGGGCUCCCGACGGACGCCAUUUCAUCACGGCCACCACAACUCCUCGUCUUCGCAUAGACAACAAUUACAGAUUGUGGCACUACAGCGGAAAGCUUUUAUUCGAGAAGCACUACCAAUCACCUGUUGAGGAAUUGUGGCAGGUUGAAUUCCGACCCAUGUUAAAAAGCAAGCUGAACGAGUUCAAAGUGCAGGAGCUUACCUCUGAUCAAAAGAUGCAGGCUGGACUGAUGCUCAAAAAGAAUGGUGAUGAAUCGCAAGGAUUAAUUGCUGCUGGAGCGUUGAAGAAAGCCGCCGCUUAUAUUCCGCCACAUUUGAGAAAUCUUUCUGAUCCGAAACCUGGUGCCUCGAAAAAUGAGAAUAGAGGUCCCACUACUGUCCUCUCUGAGUCGGAGAAGAAAAUUCGAUCCUUGCAAAAAAAGAUUGAUGAUAUUGCUAAGCUAAAAGUGAAGAAAGAACGCGGAGAAAAGCUCGAAUCAAAUCAGCUUGAAAAGAUCGAGAAGGAGGGUGAACUUGUGGCUGCUCUCGAAUCUCUCAAACUUUCCACU
Mesorhabditis belari is the source of this 1638-nucleotide messenger RNA. Lineage: Eukaryota; Metazoa; Nematoda; Chromadorea; Rhabditida; Rhabditidae. The record is from the annotation of a GenBank genome assembly.